UAGUAAAUCCAUCUCCCUGUACGAGGCUGAGCAAUUAUAUCCAUUCUGGAAUGGCUUGCAGAGUUGGCAAGGCCCUCCACUUCCCAAAAACACAAAAGAACAGUGAUUCAUGCUCUCUCUCUCUCUCGGCAGUUCAGCUGCUCCAAUCCUCCUUACCUAAUUCACCCUCUCUCUCUCUCUCUCUCUCUCUCUCUCUCUCUUCACCCAAACUAAAGACAAAAGAGAAGAAGAAUUUUCUUUCUCUCUCUUUCUCUCUCUCGCUCAUAAAUUCAUAAUAACUUCUUCAUUUAGUUCGCACUGAUUCAUUCAUUUAUGUCUCUCGCAUAGCUUGAGAGAGAGAGAGAGGGAGAGAGAAAUGCCGCUGGUGAGGUUGGAGGUGAGGAACGAGUACGCGCUGGGGCAGCCGGAGCUCUACAAAGAGGUGGACAGAGAGGAUCCCAAAGCUGUGCUCGAUGGUGUGGCCGUCGCUGGCCUUGUCGGGAUCUUGCGCCAGCUCGGCGAUCUUGCGGAAUUUGCAGCAGAGGUAUUUCAUGGCUUGCAGGAGCAAGUGAUGACUACAGCUUCAAGAAGCCAUAAACUGAAGGCUCGUGUCCAGCGCAUUGAAGUUGCACUUCCUCCCCUUGAGAAGGCUAUACUGGCCCAAACAAGCCACAUACAUUUUGCUUAUACUGCCGGUUCUGAAUGGCAUCCUCACAUCCGAAAUGAACAAAAUCACUUCAUCUACAAUGACUUGCCACGGUUUAUUAUGGAUUCCUAUGAAGAAUGCCGUGAUCCUCCACGUUUGCACUUGCUUGACAAAUUUGAUACUGGUGGUCCAGGAUCUUGUUUAAAGAGAUAUUCAGAUCCAACCUUCUUUAAAAAAGCAUCAGUUACCUCUGGUGAAGUGACUACUGGAAAAAUUCAAAUUGACAAGAAGGCUCGUAGAAGCAAGAAAAAGAGGUCUUCACAUGGGAGUGGACAAUUAUUGCGAGGUGCAUCAAUAUCCAAUGGCAGUAGCAGAUUGCAGUUUGCUUCUCCAACUAUUAAUGGGCAGACUUCUCCUUUGCAAACUGCCUCAGCUGUAGACAUGAAGUCAAACUCUGACCUGGGAGACCACUCAAAUUCUUUUGAUUCAAGUGGUCUGCCGUGUACUUCUCACAUUGUUAAUAGGCGGGCUUCUCCUUCUCAAACUGCCUCCACAGUUGACAUGACGUUGAAAUCUGACACUGGAGACUAUUCACAUUCUUUUGAUUCAAGAACUGGCUCAGGAUAUAUCGAAUGUGUUUUCCAUCUAAGUUCUUCCAUGCAACCUGAACAACAAGAAUCACCCUCUUCUCGGUUGAUGCAGCAGAAUGAAACACUUGAUUCAGUUUUUCCUGAAGAACAAACUAAGGCUGUAGAUUAUAACAGUCCAAGCAAUUCAUUACAAGAGCAAAUUGCCUCCAGUUCUUCUUGUGUUACCUGGGAUGAAAAGGCAGAGAUAGUGGAGCCUAGGGGUGAGCAAAGUGAUGGUGAUGAAGCUCCAGAUAUGCUCUGGAUGAAGUCUAACACAGAUAGCCAUGGAGGGAGAGCUGUUGACUUUACAAAUGUUGAUCAAACGGAUAGUCUGCUUGAAAACAGUCUCCAGUCAAUCUCCAGCCGGAAUCAGAUUGAUGACAUUGAAAGUGAACCGGACAAUUACAUGGAUGCACUCAACACCAUUGAAUCAGAAUCUGAAAAUGAUCUUGACAGUCAAACAAAAAGAGAAGUUGAGCGGUAUGCCUCCUGCAUCAAUGAUGAAGGAAUAGAUGACAUCCAUGAGCUUCAUGUGAAUAGUGCAGACCAUAGUCCUCCAGAAUUGGAAUCUGAUACUGCAUCCUGCAGUUCCUCAACUGAAGGAAUGCCAUCAAAUAUAUCCAACUCAAUUUCCCCAGAGAGUUUUGCGCAUGAACAGAUGGUAGUCAGUGAUUUAUACCAUUCAGUAGAAGAAAUGCCUCAAAUUGCUAAAUUGUCUUCUAAUUUAGACAAUUCAGUAGCCAGUGAUUUUGGUGGAAGUGCUGAUGUUCUUGAUGGUUCCAAUUUAGAACCUGUUAUUAGUGGUUCAUUAGCCUCUGCCUCCAAAAUUUCUGAUUUCAGAGAUCCAUCGAGGGAUAAGAUCAUAAGCAAUUUUUGUGAGUCUCAAGAAACUCCUGGUGACUUUUCUGGUGUUCAUUCAAUUAAGUUCUGGACUAACGGUGGCCUGUUAGGACUUGAGCCAUCAAAACCUCCUGAUUACGCGAUGCCAACCGCUGUGGGUCCGGAUUCAAGGAACAGAAGUAAAGAUGAGACAGUUUGCCCUUCGGAGCACAGUUGCAUGCUUAAAGGUGAUGAUGAUUAUGAAGGAGAGAAAGAUAUAUUGGCAAAGAGAGUUGGAGGCAUUGAAAAGGAUUCGAGUUGUGUAUGCUCCACAUCAUGCCAGGAUGAUCAAGAGGAGGGUGUCUCCACCAAGAAGACAGAUAGGGGACUUUCACAAGCUGGUUCAGAUGCCAAAUGUGAAAAGUUUAGUGUAAUGGCACCUAAAACUAUGGUGCCAGUUGCACCAGAUAUGAAAUCCAUCUCUGCUGAAGCCAGUAGCGGGAAUGAUGAAAACUCAUCUCUAGUGUUUGGACUAAGCCGAAGGUUACUAGCAAAUGGUUUGUCUAAAAAAGUUUCACUUGUUCAUGAUGACAAUCCUGAACUUGGAAGUUCCGUGAAUGCUGGUGGAUUAGAGCAAUGUAGUGGGCAGAAUAGAGUUGUGAAUCAAAAAAUUCCUGAGACAACUUUUGAAGAGCAGUUUGGACACGGGUCUCCCAUAGAUUCACUUACUUCUUCACCACCACUUGAACAUAUGAAAAUAUCUUUCCAUCCCCUGAAUGGCUUUGAGACUUCCAAAUUGAAACUGAAAUUUCCUGAUGGGAAUCAAUGUUUUGAAGGCGUAAGAGACAUGUUUCCAUCAUUUCAGUUGGUCCCUGAGCCUGAUAUACCUUUGAAUGACUUUGGCUUUGAGUCUGACGAUGACACAUUUUGUAGAUCAUCACCUUGCAAAUCAAGUGAUUGCCAUAGCCAUUACUCUGAGUCAAAUUCUGAGCAGUGGGAAUCUGGUGAAACUCCUGAAAGAAAGGAUCUUGAACUAUAUGAUGCCUUAUGUGGAAUUUCAUCAGCAGAAUCUAUGGUAAGCUCUCUGGAGCUUGGGGGAAUGGCCAAUAAUGGCAUCUGCAUUGAUGGUGGAACUAAAAGUGUGGACAGCAGGAAUGGUGUGGAACAAUCAUUGUCUGGUCCUUUCCUUGACCUUCCCAAUUUUGAUACUGUGAACCCUGUACUUCAGCAAGAAACAAAUGAAGAUUAUAAGUUGGAAUGUUCUGGACAGUCUACCCCACAACCGCCACCUCUCCCUCCGGUACAAAAGCAUGUAUCGAAACCCGACUUGGAUGUGACAGAAGACAAACUCGAUGAUGUAUCGGAAACUCUUACACAUGCAUUUGAUCUGAUACUUUUGGAAUCUGCCGUGCUUCAGCAACCUAAGCCAGCCCCAGCAAAGCAACAACAUACUAAUAAGGAGGCCGCUACUAUAGAACAGAAGAGCAAGCAGCAGGACGAGCAGAAGUUGAAUGGGCAAAAAGAAGCUAAUCAAGCUUUGAAUGGCAUGGGGAUGGAUGAUAGGGAAGAUUUCCUACAACAAAUCAGAUCAAAAUCAUUUAACCUGAAAAGCACGAUGUCAACAAAGCCAACAAAUACGGCAGGACCCACGACCAACGUGAAAGUCACUGCAAUUUUGGAAAAAGCAAAUGCAAUUCGCCAGGCUGUUGGGAGUGAUGAUGGGGAUGAUGAUGAUGAUACCUGGAGUGAUGCCUAAUUUAUUUGGCUGGGUCCAUGGUAAACAAUUCUCUUGUGAGGCUGCGUUAUAUGUAUAUGUGAAUAAUCCUAGUUUCUUUUUGUAACCAAUUGUAGGAUUCUUUGUAUCUAAUUGUGAUUAUUUAAUUGAUUCCUUGUUAAAUCUGUUGUAAACAAUUAGAUAAACUCUUGAGGUUGAACAAAAUGUAAUCUACAUAAUUGAGGCAAUAGUUUAUACAUAAUGCCUGAAAUUAUGAUGGUUACAUGGGCUUUUAUGUAUUUUUUUUGGUUUCUCCUUUGUACUGUCCUCCCUCUUUAUUUAUCUUUUAUCAGAAUGCUUUCCUAAUCUAGAAUAACAACUUUACAGAAA
Alnus glutinosa is the source of this 4177-nucleotide messenger RNA. Its product is annotated as protein SCAR3. The transcript has 9 exons. Gene Ontology annotation, biological process: positive regulation of Arp2/3 complex-mediated actin nucleation; actin cytoskeleton organization. Gene Ontology annotation, molecular function: Arp2/3 complex binding; protein kinase A regulatory subunit binding. The coding region runs from base 356 to 3829 and encodes 1157 amino acids. The record is from RefSeq and is a predicted model, not a curated record. NCBI's taxonomy places the organism in Eukaryota, Viridiplantae, Streptophyta, Magnoliopsida, Fagales, Betulaceae. Gene Ontology annotation, cellular component: cytoskeleton.